AAGUCCGAUAGCUAUCGCUAUGCAACCUCUACCCGCCUUACUCUAGACGUCAAGAAACAAUAACAAAACGUUCCGAGAAAAAAUUGUGUUCUGGUGUCCGGUGAAUGCGUGCCUUUUUAGGCCGGAAAAUCCGCUUUCCCCGGAAAAUGAUUGGACAACUCAUUAAGCGCCAGGUUACGACCAGCAACCGGUACCUGUUGUGCACCAUCCCAUGCCGGUCAAUCAAAGUGGACAGCACCACAAAACUCGGCUUUCCGUGCACCUACAGUGAGGAGGAAACGAAAAAGAUCCUCAACACACUCAACGAACAGGAUGUUGAAGAGUUGUACAAAUACAACAUCUCCAAGUACCGGCUGAAGAAGAUCGAAGGAUGGCGUAAAAAGUUCGGUGGCUUCCUGUCACUCGAACAGGUUCUGGAGUUGGACGGGUUCGGGGUGACGGUACUGCGCAAGUUCUACGACUCCAUCGUCCACGGUCCGAAGGCGGAUGCGGUGGCAGCACCGAAAGUGAAGGAAGUCAAGUUUACUACCCCGCUACUGGCGACCCAAGUAGCUGCCCGCGUCACGAGCUGCGUUUCGCUGUACGUUGGGCUAGACUAUGUUACCUGGGCACGGUUCAAGGUGACGAAGGACCAACCGACGGCACUAACCGGCUGGAACAGCUACAAUAUCUCCGACCGGAAGCUACACCUUGCCGAAUUGAUCCGCAACGUGACACACAUUAACCAGCUGAUACCGGAGGCGGAUGUGUACGUUGUGGAGAAUCCGCCCGUAGCACAGGCCACGGCCAUGGGAUCGGCCGUACAGACUAACAUUAACGUGCAAAGAUCCCAGCUGAUCGGUAUGCUGAUGCUGAUGCUAGCGAACCGUCCCACAAGCUUCAGCCAACCCCACCAGCAGAUGGGAGGUGAUGGCGAGACCGGUGGGCAAGGUGCCGAGGGAGAUCUGCCAUUCGCCGGAAGUAACGUAUUCUUCCUGAAGCAAUAUCUCUCCGCACGAUUGUUUGGAAUUUUCGUUGGCAAUGAGCGCGUCUCGGCGGAGGAAGUCGUACGAUCGCUGAUGGAUCGUCAGAUUGGACCGAACGAAGAUGAAAGCCUUCAGUCGGUGCAAUCCCGGCUAAACAUCCCGGUCGGGCUGCGGAUCAUCUACGACGAGAACGAUCGUGCCGAGCGGGAGUUUCUUGGACAAUCGCUUCUGCUUGGAUUAACCUUUCUGCGGUUAUGUGUCUUCAAGUGUGAGGACAGUUUAAAGAUGUUUCGCCGAUAAACCCAUCGCGCGGCUGUGAUAGAAAUGAGGCGGUUGGGAGGAUAGAAAGUCAAAUAACAUUGUGUAUGUAUGCCGGAUAGCAAGUAAAUUAUAGUUUAUACUGUUGACUUCGAAU
Anopheles darlingi is the source of this 1380-nucleotide messenger RNA. RefSeq lists its product as uncharacterized. The record is from RefSeq and is a predicted model, not a curated record. Gene Ontology annotation, molecular function: DNA polymerase processivity factor activity. Gene Ontology annotation, cellular component: mitochondrial nucleoid. The transcript is spliced from 2 exons. Gene Ontology annotation, biological process: mitochondrial transcription; transcription elongation by mitochondrial RNA polymerase. Lineage: Eukaryota; Metazoa; Arthropoda; Insecta; Diptera; Culicidae. The coding region runs from base 105 to 1265 and encodes 386 amino acids.